Mesorhabditis spiculigera is the source of this 960-nucleotide messenger RNA. NCBI's taxonomy places the organism in Eukaryota, Metazoa, Nematoda, Chromadorea, Rhabditida, Rhabditidae. The record is from the annotation of a GenBank genome assembly.
AUGGACCACUCCAGAUCUCAUGAUCUGGCAUUUUGUGUUCCGACCGGUCUGGGCCACCUGGCCGACGCGCACUCGGCCACCGCCCAUCUACUCCAGCCAUUGCAAGACACUUGCUCCUCGUUGGCCCCGUUGCAGUCGCCGUUUGAUCAGCUACACCAGGCCUUCUACCCCAGCCAUGUCUCACUACAUGACCCGAUUCCCUUGCCCUCCACCAAGCUCCCCAAAUUGGAAUUGGCAUCGUGUAAAGAGGAAACCGAGGAAGAAGGAGAUACCCAUGCUGAAACAGAGGCCCCACCGAUCAAGGGAAAUAAGCCGAGACGACAACGAACACAUUUCACUAGCCAUCAACUGAAUGAGCUGGAGAGCUGGUUUCAACGGAAUCGAUACCCGGAUAUGGCCACGCGAGAAGAGAUUGCCAUCUGGAUCAGCCUCACCGAGCCGAGGGUCAGGGUAUGGUUCAAAAAUCGACGCGCCAAGUGGCGCAAACGGGAACGCAACUAUGUCACCGACGUCAAGGGAAUGCAGUCGACAACCGCAACAGGAGGGUCGAUGGGCGCCUCGAUGAGCCUGCCCCCAUCCAUUCCGUCAAUGUCGACGCUUGGCGGACUUCACUCCGGGCUUGGCGGGCUUGGCACGAUACAAGUGCAAGGCAGCUUCACCCAGACCCUCAUCCCGCACAACCAGAUCGACUCGUUCUACGGUUACGGUGACCCAACAGGCUGGCACACAUACCAGACCCGUGCCCCAACAGCUGCCACAUUCAAUUGGACGGUCAAGGGCCAAUUCCCGUCCCCCUCUUCAAUGCCCGUCGUCCCAUCGUCCGCCUCGGCCACGACGUUCACCAACCUACAACAACAACAACAACAACAACACAACCCCGCGCCAACGUCCGACGUGAAACCCCUGAAACCCGCGCUCACCGAUUCCACAUACAUGAAUUGCCCAUAUUCUGGUCCGCUU